AUAUUCAUGGUCACUCCGGAUAAAUUUGAGGGUCUCAUCCAACGUGUAUUGCGACUCCUGUUGGAUGAAUCACCUGCACUGAUCACAUAUAGAAACAAUUUAGGAAAGAAGGAAACGGAAGCGACCCCUGAUGCGAAUCCGGCUGUCCUCACAGAGGUGCAACAACAGAAGCUGCUGCUGGAGCACAUUGUCACAUUGAUUUUCCUGUCCCACUGCUUCACUAAUCUGGCUGAAGUCGGUGUGCUGCGCAAGUGUCUACGAGAAUUGUAUAGUCUGUCUGUAUGGCGUGGCUACUUGCAACCGGUGCGACUUGAACUGGAAUUGAAGAAUCAUCCGCGGUAUGCUCGCCUGCUGAAAAAACUGCAAAAGUACCACAGUACACGAAUCUCUGAGGAAGAGCGCGAGAAAUUGGAGCUCCAGCAUUCAUUUUUACCCUAUUUCAUGGAUGUCUUCCUGUCUCUACUAGAUUCCGUUCCCACAGUGAAUGAAUCCAAGAAUCUGGAGCCGUUGCUGGUUCAUUACCUAGAACGUUGUGUUUUACUGUUUGUGGAUCUGGAGAGUAUGCUUCUCACGCGUCGACUGCUCAAUGUGGUGGUUGACGAUCGUCACUUGGUUGUUCGCUGUCAAACUGCUACUCUCACCAAACGCCCCGAAGGCAAGCUUUUCGCGGAAUUGGUGGACAUGCUGGCCUUUUAUACACAUUUUCAAAUCGACGAGGCAACCGGCGAGGCAUUGGAUGAGAGCGCCCUGGAUAAGCACCAUUGUGCUCGUCUGACUGCUCUACAGUUGAAGGCAUUUGCCCUGCUGAAAGACAAACUCCUCCCGUUGGCCGUAUCCCACCCCGCUGGUGUUGAGACAUCUCAGCAAUUGCGCAAGCAUCUCAGCUCCUUAACGACAAAAGAUCUCUAUCAGCUAGCUAAUGCGUUUGCUCUGGUACCACCUCGAGUGGAGACAACUGAACUGUCGGAGAAGGAUGACGGUUCACCAGCUUCAAAAAGGGCCAAAAUGGAUACCAAAACCGAUUCAAACGACUUCCUGUCCAAUCUGCGGACGAGGCUAGAUUCCAAACUUAUGGACAAGGAACUGCUUAUUCGGAUUUUAAUUCAUCGUUUCGCUCGGCGGGAAUCUGAACUGGAGCAAAUGAAUGAGGUCUCCCUCUAUCCAACAGAAGAACUGAUUUGGGACGAAAAUCGUGUCCCAACCGAGUACUAUUCAGGCGAGGGAUGUCUUGCGUUGCCCAAACUUGGUUUGCAAUUCCUCACGUUACAGGACUAUCUGUUGCGUAAUUUCAACCUCUUUCGCCUGGAAUCUACGUACGAAAUUCGGCAGGAUGUUGAGGAUGCAGUUUUACGCCUGAAACCCUGGUGUGGUGAAUCGGGUCAGGCCGUGUUCGAUGGAUGGUCCCGUAUGGCUCUUCCAAUUCAAUCAUUCAAUAUCGUCGAAGUUGCCAAACCCCACCUAGGUUCUAAACAUCCUGCUCGGGUCAGGGCGGACGUCCGUGUGGCUCUCGCUGGUUUGAGACCGGAUGUUCGCAAGGAGUGGUUAGGUCUACGUCGCCACGAUCCCGUUUUUCUGGUCACGUUGCGUCCCGGCAAACCGAAAGGUUGGAAGUUCAAUUCUCAAGAACCAUUUGUACCACAAGUCGGUCUACUUUAUGUGCGAGGUUGUGAGAUCGAGGGACAAGUGGAUAAGGAGGGCAAACUCAUCCCAGACGAGGAACGACUUGGCUUUCUCCCCGGCAAAGAGGAGAAACCAAAUAUCGUCGAAACAUUGCCUACCUGGCGCGUUCGUCUUGACCCAGCACAAUAUCAGAUGGAUGCUGACCGACUGAGAGCGGAACAAACCCGCGGUGAGGUGAUUCGGGCCAAGGUGACACGUGCGAAACGAGAGGGUCGUUCCAAGGAGGAAAUUGCCGUGUUAGAGCAACAAGCGGCAGAAGCCGAUCAGGCCAGGCCAGAAGAUUUAUACGAUACGUUUAAUGUGUUAAUUCGUCGAAAGCCGAAGGAGAACAAUUUCAAAGCUGUAUUAGAGACAAUUAGUAUCCAAAUCGUAGAUAAACGCAAACGUGUCAAUCCGAACAACGAUGACCCUAUGGAAGAACCUGGUCCCCCAUAUCGUCUAACAUUCCCACCUCUGGCCGAUGAUCCAACUGCCAAAGUCGAAGCAAUGGUCCCAGGUGAUGUGGGCGUCACUGUAUCGGAAGAGAUGAACCAGGCUAAAACUGAGCAAUACACCGGCAUUAAACCGGACGUCGUUGCGGAAGCCUACGAGCCAGCAUUGCAUCCACCCUGGCACCUUUUAGUUCAGGCCGGUGGUCACCUACCCAGCAAUGCGUUCGCCGGAGGAUCCAAGCCGGGCAAUCGUGUACCAUUUACCCCGGCUCAGAUUGAAGCAAUUCGUUCAGGCAUGCAACCGGGACUAACACUUGUGGUAGGCCCACCUGGUACCGGGAAAACUGAUGUGGCUGUACAGAUUAUUCACAAUCUCUAUCACAACUAUCCCAACCAAAGGAUCCUCAUCGUGACCCAUUCCAAUCAGGCGCUGAACCAGUUGUUUGAGAAAAUCAUUGCUUUGGACGUAGACGAGCGUCAUUUGCUUCGUCUCGGACAUGGUGAAGAGAGUCUAGAUACAGAGAAGGAUUUCUCCCGUUACGGUCGUGUGGACUACGUCCUAGCCAAACGUAUUCAGCUUCUCCAAGAGGUCAUGCGCCUCGCAAAAAGUUUCAAUCGAUCAGCCGCAGCAGUUGAUCCUGCUCACGAGGCCGCCAUUGCUGAUGGUGAGAUUGAACCGGCCUCGGAGAAUCAAGACUCUCUUCACAUGCAUUCGUGUGAAACUGCGCAGUACUUUUUCGUUCAAGAGGUUCUGUCACGUUGGGAAGACUUUAUAAGCAAGAUGGCUCAAACCGUUCCAUCCGGAUGCCCGGCUCCAGAUAACACUGUGGCAGAUUCAAAUCCACUUUAUGACCCACAACUGAUUCGAACACACUUCCCGUUCAUGGAGUUUUUCACGGGACACAAAUCUCCCCCCACAGAAAUCGUUCAACAGUUGUUUCCGGGUCAUAGUUUAAUCGAAGAUAUGGCCAUGGCUCGUGCCUGUUUCCAGCAUGUCCAUUCAUUGUUUGCUCAACUGGAUGAGUUUCGUGCGUUCGAACUGAUGCGCACAGGUACGGAACGGGCCAACUUCUUGCUUGUGCAAGAAGCAAAAAUCAUCGCGAUGACCUGUACACACGCUGCCCUUCGUCGACGCGAUUUAGUGCAGCUAGGUUUCACCUAUGACACCAUUCUGAUGGAAGAGGCGGCUCAGAUAUUGGAGAUUGAGACAUUUAUCCCGUUGCUCUUACAAAAUCCUGAUUUGUCUGGACGAAAUCGAUUGAAGCGUUGGAUCAUGAUCGGUGAUCAUCAUCAGUUACCCCCGGUGGUUAAAAACCAGGCUUUCAACAACUACUCAAAUAUGGGUCAGUCUCUGUUCACGCGUUUGGUAAAGCUUGGAGUCCCGACGGUACAGCUGGAUGCGCAAGGUCGUGCUCGACCCAGUCUUUCUUCACUGUAUAGUUGGCGUUACAAAAACCUGACCGAUUUACCGCACACACAGGUUGAGCCUCAAUUCCGCUUAGCCAAUCCGGGAUUCCGUUACGAUGUUCAACUAAUCAAUGUAGAUGAUUACAAAGGUGUUGGAGAGUCCGAACCCAGUCCAUACUUUUAUCAGAAUUUGGCUGAAGCCGAAUAUGUGGUCGCUGUGUUCAUGUACAUGCGAAUCCUUGGCUACCCGGCAGAACGCAUUACCAUUCUGACCACAUACAAUGGUCAGAAACAUUUGAUCCGAGAUGUGGUUGCUGCACGUUGUGCGAAGAAUCCACUUUUGGGCACACCGAGUAAAAUCACCACUGUCGAUCGAUUCCAAGGUCAACAAAACGAUUACAUCCUCGUCUCUUUGGUACGCACUCGAACUGUGGGUCAUUUACGUGAUGUGCGUCGUCUAGUUGUCGCCUUAUCUCGCGCUCGACUCGGUCUGUAUGUAUUUGCCCGUAUCGAUCAGUUCGCCAAUUGUCCCGAGUUGAAACCUGCAUUUGAUCGUUUACUAAAUCUACGCGGUCCUGGGGCACCAAAGCCAGUUCAAUUACAUUUAACCCCUUGGGAACCAUGGAUCGACCCCAGAAGUGCGCUCGCCUCUUCCAUGCAACGUCUUCAAACGGAAUUACUGACACAGGCUCCGGUCGUGAUAAAAGACAUGGUCGAAAUGACCACUUAUGUACAUAAUUUGUACGAGGAACGUGUGAAUGCUCUGAUGGCCCGACUUCAAGCUUCGAAACCGGUGGCUGAGCCGGCCGCGACUCGAUCUGUCGAUAAAACACCAAACGUACAUACUGCUCCAGAAGGUGAUGCGCAAACGGAUGCGACAGAUUCAUCGCAACCAGAUAUCAAGGAGCCAGACACAAAUGAUACCAGCCAACAGACAGAAGAUCCUAUAAAAGAAUCCACCACAAAUAAUGAACCGAUAACAAUGGACAGUGCACAAGACUGA
Echinostoma caproni is the source of this 4521-nucleotide messenger RNA. Lineage: Eukaryota; Metazoa; Platyhelminthes; Trematoda; Plagiorchiida; Echinostomatidae. The record is from the annotation of a GenBank genome assembly.